This is a messenger RNA of Scatophagus argus, 2356 nucleotides long. It is a transcript of the gene rhov, whose product is annotated as ras homolog family member V. Bases 147 to 857 code for a protein of 236 amino acids. Lineage: Eukaryota; Metazoa; Chordata; Actinopteri; Scatophagidae. The transcript is spliced from 3 exons. The record is from RefSeq and is a predicted model, not a curated record. Gene Ontology annotation, molecular function: GTPase activity; GTP binding. Gene Ontology annotation, biological process: small GTPase-mediated signal transduction.
CCCCACACACGUUGUCUGUCAGACAGAACAGGACGGGCAGCCUGGCGCUAUGAGGACAGACUCAGCGGACGCUCGGUAUCUGUAGUCUCUGUAGUGUCAGAUCAGAAAGGAGAGUCGCCAUUCGCAAGUUUAAUGUGCGGCCCGACAUGCCACCUCAUAUGGAUUACUUUUACCACGAGUCCCGCGUCCCUUCCGCUUGCGGGCUGACCCGGGAGGACGAGCUGGAGCCUGAUGUGAUCAGCUGUAUGCUGGUGGGUGAUGGAGCCGUCGGAAAGACCAGCAUGAUUGUCAGCUACACCUCCAAUGGAUACCCGGCAGAAUACCAGCAGACUGGCUUUGACGUCUUCUCCGGUCAAGUCCAAGUAGAAGGAUCUCCAGUCAAAGUUCAGCUUCUGGACACUGCUGGACAGGAGGAGUUUGAUGAGUUCAGAGCCCUGUCCUAUGCCCACACGGACGUCUUUCUCCUGUGCUUCAGCAUGGUCAACCCCACCUCAUUUCACAACAUCACCAAGAAGUGGGUUUCAGAGAUCCGGGCUCACAACCCAUCCUCACCCAUAGUCCUUGUUGGGACUCAGUCGGACCUCUUACUGGACGUAAAUGUCCUCAUCAACCUGGACCGAUUGAAUGUGAAGCCUGUUCUGAGCUCUCGGGCUCGUAGCAUGGCUGAGAAGAUCAGGGCUACGGACUACAUAGAGUGUUCGUCACUCACGCAAAAGAACCUGAAGGAGGCGUUCGAUGCUGCCAUCUUGGCCGCCAUUAAGAACAAAACCCGCAAGACCAAGAAGAGGAGGUUUUCUGACAGGCGCACCAAAGCUUUCUCCAGGUGUAGCUGGAAAAAGUUUUUCUGCUUCAUCUGAACUCAUGAACUAACUGUUAACCCUGUGGGUCAUGGAUAGAACUCUUAAUUUAUUAAAUCCUUUACUUUCGCUAGAUGUCACAGCUCUGAUCUUUCUCAGUUCAGCAUCCUUCCCUGUUAAGUAUUUGGCUUAUUUUACUCUGGGAUGCCAAAUGGUGCAAUGGAAACAAGACAUGAGCACGCUGAGCAUUGGGACCUAACAUCUGCAGAGAGCAUUCAGGGUCAUUCAGUGGACACAUUCCAGACAGCAGUGUUGUUUUCAUUAUAUUGAAAUCUUUGAUUGUUCCAGGGGAUUCAUAAAACAUAUCUCACGUGUUAAAAACAAGGUGUGUGUAUGCUUUCAUGUGUAUGCAUGACUGGUUGGCCACUUGAUAGAAAAGGGGAAGUGAAUAAAAACUUUCAAGGAGGCAAACAUAUCGAGUUAACUUGAUAAGCAUGCAGCCACAGAGAGAAAAGAGAGGCCAUCAUGUAAAUGUUGUGAAUUUGCAUGGUGUGCUUUGCUGCCAGCUGCAGCCUUUAAUGUAGGUGAGAGAGAAACAGAAAGUGUCUGGGCAGAUGGGCGUUAGCCACUUCACUGUCGUGCUCUCUCUGUAUGGCUGCAGCAGCUUAUUUAUAUGCGGCAGCUGCAAGUUCAGGUUGCAGAGUGAGGUGCUACAUUCUUACCUGUGUGUGAAAGCUCCCCUGGCUGGUUUGGCUUGAUAUUUUCUCUCCUUUGAGUUAUUCACCAGACAAUUAUAUCACUCCUUACACUUCCGUUUAUUGGAAAUUGUAUCAAACACCUGUGAACAUGUAACACAACAGGAUUAUUUGUUUGUUACAAAUCACAAUCAUGCGUAUUUUGUCUGUCUUAAUUCUCAGAUUGAUGCAGGAACUUGUUUAAAAAUCCUCUUGUCUGAGGUGAAAGGCUGCAUGGGAGCGGUAACCAGUGGUAGUCUUUGGCUUUUUGUCUUUGUCUCCCAUCAAUCUGCAUUUGUGAAAGCAAGCACUGCAGGAGUCUUAACUUCCACCCUGCAGAUCCUUCCACCACCAACAACAACCUGGCUUUUUUUAUUCACCUCUCUUUGUUUAUAUGCUCAACACACUCCUUAUCUCCUCAGUAGCCCACUGUGUACAGUACAGAGUUAGAGGAUACUAUUGAAUGUGUAAAUUGAGUGUAAAUUAAUACACAGUUUUUUUUUAAAGAAAAGGUCUUGUGUCUGUGAUUUAUGUGCACAAGAAAGACAUAUUUUGCUCUCUGUUGUGACAGUAUGUGGUGGAUAUGCAAGUGAGCAGAGCCAGGGCUAAAGCUUUACUAUGCUUCUUGUGGAAGUCAGCUUAAUGUAUAUAUUAUUCUGUUUGUUGAAACAGGUCAUUUGUCAUGUUUAGAUAUAUUUUAGAUGUACUAAUGUACUUCACAGACAUUUUGUAUCACCGUCAUUAAUGCCAAUUUACCUUCUCCUUCUCUAACCUGUGUGUCUUUUUUACAUGUCGGAGUGAUGCAAAUAAAUUAAGUGCAAAUGA